AGAGAGGGUGACGUCGCAGACAUCCAGGAAGAGAGUCACACAGAAAGUCAUCAACGUUUGGACAACGUGAGUUUGUUCGAGUUGUUUGAGCUUUUUCUACUCAGUUGUUUUGUCCUAUAAAGUAAAUCACCAGUCGGAAAAUAAUAACAGGCUUCAUCACAACAAGGACAAAACUACAUUCAAAGAGUCAGUGCUGUUGCCAUGGCUCUGAACAGAUCCAUGCAUCCCAGGAACCGGUACAAAGACAAACCUCCGGACUUUGCUUAUCUGGCCUCCAAGUAUCCAGACUUCCAGCAGCAUGUUCACACCAGCCUCACCGGACGACCUGUUGUGAAUUUCAAAGAGCCGGAGGCGGUGCGAGCGCUGACCUGCACCCUGCUGAAGGAGGACUUUGGUUUGACCAUCGAGAUCCCUCUGGAACGCCUCAUACCCACCGUCCCCCUCCGCCUCAACUACAUCCACUGGGUGGAGGACCUCAUCGACGGCCAGAAGCAGCUACGCAGGGGCAUCGACAUCGGCACUGGUGCGUCUUGUAUCUACCCCUUACUGGGAGCCACAAUGAACGGCUGGUACUUUCUGGCCACAGAGGUGGACGACAUCUGUUUUGACUACGCUACGAAAAACGUGGAGCAGAACAAGAUGUCUGACCUGAUUAAAGUUGUCAAAGUCCCCCAGAAGACUUUACUGAUGGACGCCUUGAAAGAAGAGACAGAAAUAGUUUACGACUUCUGCAUGUGCAACCCUCCUUUUUUUGCCAACCAGCUUGAAGCAAAGGGGGUAAACUCCAGGAACUCACGGCGACCUCCUCCCAGUUCAGUGAACACAGGCGGGGUGACGGAGAUCAUGGCGGAGGGCGGGGAACUGGAGUUUGUCAAGAGGAUCAUUCAUGACAGCCUGCAGCUCAAGAAACGCUUGCGGUGGUACAGCUGCAUGUUGGGGAAGAAGUGUAGCCUGGCACCUUUGAAAGAGGAGCUGAGGAAGCAAGGGGUACCCAAAGUGACGCACACAGAGUUCUGCCAGGGACGGACGAUGCGUUGGGCGCUGGCCUGGAGUUUCUAUGAUGAUGUGAUUGUCCCGUCUCCUCCCAGUAAGAAGCGUAAACUGGAGAAGACGAGGAAGCCCCUGUCGUUCACUGUACCAGAGGCGGGACUGAAGGAGCUGCAGGCCAAAGCCUCAGCUUUAGGCGUUACUGCCCGCGGCCCUGUGGACAGCAUCACUGCACUGCUGGAGAAAACACUCACCGACCUGCGGGUGCUACACAAACGUGUCCCAUGCAGAGAGCAGGAGCAGAGCCUCUCUCUAACAGCUGUGGAGAACACCUGGAUCCACGGACGACAGAAGCGACGCGAAGGGUCGCGUCAGUUGCGAGAGCUUCCCAGGGCGCCGCACUGCACUGGAACCAGCUCUCAAACCACUCUGGCCACAGUUGCUCCGGCCACAGCCCCAGCAUCUCAAAACCAGUCUGCCUCCAAACAAAACAUCAACAGCCUGGGUGAUGGCGCUAAAAGCAAAACUACCUCUGCACAAGAGCAAGCUGGUCAGAAGCAGCCCGCAGAGCAGGUUGAAAAUGGCGCCUCUUCCAAUGAGACAAGUAAAGAUGUAACACAGAACCCACCUGCAGAAGAGAAAGAGGUCUUAGAAAAAGUAUCAGGUGAAGAUGUGGACAUGGAGUCUUCUACCUGCUCAGACGCAGGGCAGGAAACAUGUCCACAGGAAGCAGCAGCUGCUGCAGAGAGUGAACCGCCCUCUAAGCGACCCCCGAGUCCCGCUGCAGUCGAACACUUCCUGUUUAAGUGUCUGCUGAAUGUGAUGCUUGAGGAUAGCGACGUAAUGAUUGAGAUGCACUGGGUCGAGGGUCAGAACAAAGAUCUGAUGAACCAACUGUGCACGUACCUGAAGAAUAUCCUUUUGAGGUCUGUCGCAAAGCCAUAAAUGAUCCAAAAUAUUACCUUUUAGUUUUGAUUAUUGAAUUCACAGGGAUUUCUGGAGGUUUUUAAUCCAGUAGAUAAUCAGUAGUUCACGUCAUCUAAUUUUCUUGUACUUGUUUAGUUUGCUUUUUAAGGUAGUGCAUACUGUGUAUUGGUGUUUGGUCAAAACAUUUCCAAUAAAUGUUCUUUUUUAUAACAUG
This is a messenger RNA of Sebastes umbrosus (honeycomb rockfish), 2128 nucleotides long. It is a transcript of the gene mettl16, whose product is annotated as methyltransferase like 16. The coding region runs from base 202 to 1932 and encodes 576 amino acids. Lineage: Eukaryota; Metazoa; Chordata; Actinopteri; Perciformes; Sebastidae. Gene Ontology annotation, biological process: rRNA base methylation. The transcript has 10 exons. Gene Ontology annotation, molecular function: 23S rRNA (adenine(1618)-N(6))-methyltransferase activity. The record is from RefSeq and is a predicted model, not a curated record. Gene Ontology annotation, cellular component: nucleus.